AUGGCGAUUAGCAUUUUACAAAGUUUGCUGGACUUUCAUGAACCUUUGCUAAAAGAGAAAUGCCAUCAGAUAUUGAUCCUAGAUUCAUUACAGAGCAUUAAGAUAAACCAGUUUGACCAAAACAGAAUCUUCACUGACACAGAUUCUAAAGUGUCCAUUCAAGUGGUUGACAACAAACAGAAUUAUGAAGGAUGCCAAGAUAUAGCCCAAACCAAAAAUUGUUUUCAAAUGCAUGCUGUAAUAACAGAUUGGGGAAAGAGCAGUUAUGAAGACAGUUCUAAUAACAUUUCAAAAAUUGGAAAGCAGAAUAAAAAUGACAUCAAUAAUUUUAAAUUACAAAAAGAAUUACGUUAUACAAAAAUCAGUAGCACUGAUAAUGAUAUCUUGGAUGAAAAGAAUAUGUUAUCGAGUUCAGGAAGUGACGAUGAUCUCACAUUUGUUAAAGAAGCAUAUGUUCACCAAGGAAUUUCAGGUGCUGAUGUGAUUUUCCAUAAGAAUUCUGUUUCCUCCAGCAGUGUGAAUUGUCAGGAUGAAGCUUUAGAUGAAGAAGCAGAAAGCGAUGAUCAUAAACCACCUAAAAUACAAGAGAAGAUUUACAUUCAAGAGCAGAGGAGUUUUAAUAUGGUUGAAGAAAGAAGGAAAGACAGAGACACAAAAUAUGAUCUGUUGAGUGGUGGCAGUGACAAUGAAACAAAGUACAUGACUGAUAUCAUGGAAUCAGAAAAAAUGGACAGCAUUAACGGGAAUAGUAAGGAUUUAGAUACCGAAGCUACAGACGAAAAACAGGAUGUGGAAAAGACAGAAAAAUGUCUUGAGAUGGCGUAUGCAGAGCAUCAAAAUUAUAACCAAAUGCUUAACACUGAAAUAUUCUCAGAAUUCACACUUCUGCCAUUAUCAUUAUCCCUCUCACUUUUGCCAAUGACAGAGUCUGUUUUUGUGGAAGAGAAGUUCAAAGGAUACUCUCUGUUGGAUUCACUUAAAUCAGCUGUAUCAUGUGACAAAAGCAGAACCUGGCCAGAUAGCAGUAAUUACCCCCGCAAUAUAUUUGCAUCCAGACAGACAAACAUGUCUUCAAUUUUUGUCACAGAUGAUAUAUUUUCCCAGACUACUGACCAACUCAAACAGCAUGAAAACAUUUUCUUUCUUACUGACAAGAAGACCUGCAACCUGGAUAUAUUUUCAAACUCAAUUGAUUGGAAUGUUUUUAAAAUUUCGGUCUCGCAGAAAUGUGAGAGUAAAGAUUUUUUUGAGAUGAAACAUUGGAACCAAGAAGUAUAUCAAGAUACAGAACGCAGGUGCAAUUACCAGAAUAUUGCAAAUAAUGGGUUCAUUGAUGACCAUGAUAGUCAGACUGAUAUGUCUUCCUAUGGUACUGAUAUGGUCGACAUGUUUGAAAGUGACUUUGAAAAAUGCAAGGAUCCAGAGUACUUUCAAAAUGACAAGGAUUUGGAGAGAAAGGGAAGAGAUGAUUUCUGUGAGGGCCUGAUUGAACAAAACAGCGUGGAGGAACUAUCAGAAAAAGAAGAUAGUUUGUUAGAGUAUGUCUGGGAUUUUGAAGACAGCUCCAAUAAGCAGACUGAUGACUGCUUUUGGAAAGAGGAGAGUAUAAAAACUGUUGACUUAUUUGACACUUCAGAUGAAAAUUCAGAGAAUAACAAAGGUUGUAACCUGUACCUUAGUGGAAACCCUCCCAUUAGACUACAUUUGGUUGAAGCCAGAGUCCACACUCGUUCAGGAAAUGGGAGAAAGCAGAAUGGAAAUUAUGGCAGUUCAGGUGCUGGAUCAGCAGAUGCAUACAGUACUAUUAUUUACAAUUAUUUUCAGGGUAAUGGGAAUGACUCAGCUCAGAGAGGAAAUGGAAGUGGAAGACAAAGCGGCAGUUCCAGUGGCUCUGGUGGAAAUGGAAACAACAACAACAACAACAAUGGUGGUAACAGUAAAAAAGGUGCAGAACAGAAAGAUAACACUGUGCACAAAAGAAUCAAGGAGAAAAAAGCUGAAAAGAAAACUGAUUCUCUUGGUGUGAGGUCUUACUCGCCAGAGAACCAGACCUUGUCACCAUCGCUGCCUCCGCCAGUGCUAGACCCCCGCCAUCUUGCCGAACGCAAUUCCGUGGAAAUGGCCAGGCCAUUUUAUAAUGAAACAUCGGCAGAGGUGCUUUCACCAAAUGUAGCUGCAGCAGCCUCUGGCCAGCAAGAAGGAGCACUUGGUUUACCUGAAGGUGUCUCUGAUGGACAGAACUCUCUCUGCGAGGAAGAGGAAGAGGAGGUCAGCUUUCAGCAUGCUGCUAUGUCUGUUGAGCAGCUGUGUGACAUCAUUGGGAAUUCUACACGUAGUUAUCCUUCUGGAUCAGACACAUUCGCCACCCUAAACAUCUGUUUGACCCGCAUAGUUCAUGACCUGUCGCUGGCAGCAGAUGACAACGAGGGAGCACCUUUUGACAACUGUAGUGUCUGUCUGGUUCUGUCUCAACUGCUUAUCCACCUGGCGGACCCGGGACAUGAUGGUUGCAUGAGAUCCUGUGACCAGUGUUCUCAGAUAUUCCACCUCAUCAUGGAGCACUGCAUUGGCUGCAUUGCAAAUGACCGGCCAAAGUCACGAAUCACACAGUCUGACCUUUGCUACAAAAUAUGCAAAUAUUCACAGUGGAAUAUUGAGCAGCUUUGUCAAAGUUCUAACAAACUAAAAGGCAAGAUGCAGAAAUACUGUGAUAAAGUUUUAGGCAGUUCUUUGGAUAUGGUACCUAACAGACCCUCAAAGGUAGCAGACUCAGAAGGCAUAGGUGAGAUAGGUGAAACUAUGUUUAUGGAAGCUCCAAGUACUGGUAUCAGCUCCACAUCGCUGUCCCUCGGUGGAAACAUCGUUGCCACAGAGACAGGUGAACCAGAUCAAAGACCAUAUUUUGAUCAUACUAACCAUACUGCUGCAUUUGGAAGUAUUGGGGCUGAUCCUGAUAGUCAUGCAAAGCUAUCUCGUAAACCAAGUCAUCCUAGGAAGACACCAGCUAUUCCACAGCCAAUUCCUGAAGAUUCACAACCAGAGUCAGACACUUCUAUAAGUGAUGACACUAAGAGUAUCAUCUAUCAAAGAAUGCUGAGAAUAUAUGGAAGCCAACAUCGCUAUGGCAGUCUUCAGGAAGGCAAUGUACAUGACGUCGAACAGUUUUUGUCUGCAUCAGACCAGCCAAAAGGGACACCAGGCAUCGGAGAAGUUGUCUUCAGUCAUCCUCCUCAGCUGAAGAUUGUAGCAGGUUUUUGGGACAAGAAGAGAGAGGAAUGUGAGAGGACUCAUACUUGUCCAUACCAGCACAGGGAAGAAGGAGUUAUCCUAGCUGAAUAUAAGGACCAUUUUGGCAUUCUGUGUACACGAUAUCAGAAACACCAUCAGUGGGAGAGAGUCAGUCACCUUGGAAAUGGAAUGUCAGGAAAGUGCCACCUGGCAAUUGAUCUAAAAACAAACUUUAAAUUUUGCUGCAAGAAGAUUCACCUGUUGAGGUACACAGAAGAAGAACUGACACUGUGGAGUGAGAUGAAAAACCCCUACGUUGUAAAGCUGUAUGGGGCUAUACGUCAUGGUGUGAAGAUAUACAUAUUCUCAGAGUUCAUUGAUGGAGGAAGUCUGGCUGCAUGCAUAGAAGAGCAGAAGUACUUAGGCCGGCGUCUGAGUCAUUGGUCUGCGAUCAACUACUUCCAGCAGUUGCUGAAAGUUCUGGCCUUUUUACAGAAAAAGAAUAUCCUUCAUGAGGAUAUUAAAGCGGACAACAUCCUACUUCGACGCAACAGCAUUUAUUUGGCUGUGACUGAUUUUGGCACCUCUCGGCGCCUGCAAGACCCCAAGGAGCUGAAAAACAAAUCCCCUGUUGGCAGCCCAACACACUGGAGCCCUGAAAAGGCUUCCAUGGAAGGACAUGGUUUUUCCUCUGAUCUGUGGGCAGCCGUUUGUGUGUUAGUGCAUAUGUUGAGUGGAGAACCUCCAUGGGUGAAGAGGUUUAUGAACAGGGUUGCUAUCUUGAAUUUCAUUAUUUUUCAAAGAUCACCUCCAAUGGAAGAUGUCCCAAGCAAUAUACAGCUUGUAGUUAGGGACCUUAUAGCAAAGGGUUUCAUUAGGGAUCCUCAAGCCCGACCUAGUUCCAGUGAGCUGCUGCAGCAUCCAGCUUUCAAGAUCCUAGAUGAGGGCACACCUGAAACAUACUUCUCAACACUGACCUCCAUGGCACACGGAUUCCCUGUCAUCCAAGCUGCUGUUGGAGGAGUGGAGCAACCGACUGUUAGAAGAGAUGUAACAAUGUUUAGUACUGCUGAUUCUGCUGCAGCUGACGCUACAGUUCUGUACGCAGGAACAGUUAAAACUGGGCCGUAUCAGGAGUCUGACAGUCGACCUGACAACUUGAACAAGCAGCAGAGUGAAAGAAUACCAGAAAUAAUAAAUCCUAAUGAGGUUGUUAGGACAGUAGACCAGCAGCAGAAUGAAGAAGAUGGGAACAAAACAACUGUGAUUGAUCAGUCAGAAAUUGACAAAGGUGUUGUUAGAGAUGAAGGGCAGGCAGCAGCCGCCGAGACACAGAAUGAAAAGCUACCAAAUGUACCCACCAUGGCAAGCUCUGCUGCAGCGGGAGAUAAGGUGUCAGCUGCGGGCGGCAGUGUGGAUUCAAAGGUGCGUCAGUUGGUAGGACCUCUUGACAUUGAUAGUCUUCUUCCACAGUUUAAUGAGCUGUUUGUGUCUGGAGAUUCCCUUAGUAUUCAGUCGAUUAAAUCAUUCUUUGCUGAUGCUUACAACACAGAGGAGUUCAGUGGUGCCAAACCAUCACCAUUGGAAAGGUUUAAACCAGAACUGAAACAAGAUGCACUCCCCAAUCUGUCAAUAUUUUAUUGCGAAAUGGCACCAGCAACCAGACAGCAGGAUGGUGUAUCUGAGAGUGAGAAUUUCAUUUCUGAUAUCUCUCAGAUUAGUGCUUUGCCAGGAAUAACCAACACCCCAAUUAGGGAUAGGUUACAAGGUAGAAAACCACAUUCUCAGAACCCAAUCAGCUUUAUGCUGUCUUCAGAAUCAGAUGAAUGUACUAGUGCUGACCUGUUUGAACCAGAUCCUGCUGCUAAAAUGUCAGACUCUGGUCAUGGUAACAAUAUCAACGAUGCCCAUGCUGAAGCUAGUGGACCAGAAACACCAAGGCCCAGUAUGAAUCCUCCAGAGGACAUGAGCCCUACAGCCAGCACAGGCAGUUCAUCUAACACAUCUACUCUUCAGAUGAGAAAGCCGACAAAUCUGACUCUGCAUUGCACCCCAUUGCCUCCUGAGCUGCCACAUAGCCAUUCCGACAUUCCACUUCUAACAGCCCCAUCUGUUCAUGAAAGCGAAAUGAAGCAUCGCUCAAACACUUGGUCUCAGCUACCAUCAACCCACAAUCCACAUCAUACUGGUGGCACUCCUAGCUCAAGUCAGGCAGCCUCGGCACUAAAGAAGACAAAUGGUGCAUCAAUACCUAGCACAGCUUCAUCUGGCCACUCUCAGUUCUCCUACCAUCGCAGUUCAGUCAAGGAAGAACAGGAGAAGAGGAUUCAAGAGUUAACAA
Molecule: messenger RNA, 5569 nt
Organism: Candidula unifasciata
Lineage: Eukaryota; Metazoa; Mollusca; Gastropoda; Stylommatophora; Geomitridae
Source: the annotation of a GenBank genome assembly